Gallus gallus (chicken) is the source of this 5049-nucleotide messenger RNA. RefSeq names its product EYA transcriptional coactivator and phosphatase 3 (gene EYA3). The record is from RefSeq and is a predicted model, not a curated record. Gene Ontology annotation, molecular function: protein tyrosine phosphatase activity. The transcript has 19 exons. NCBI's taxonomy places the organism in Eukaryota, Metazoa, Chordata, Aves, Galliformes, Phasianidae. Gene Ontology annotation, biological process: multicellular organism development; positive regulation of DNA repair; negative regulation of extrinsic apoptotic signaling pathway in absence of ligand. Gene Ontology annotation, cellular component: nucleus. The coding region runs from base 590 to 2317 and encodes 575 amino acids.
GGGUCGUGCUGCGGCUGCGGAGCCGUGGGGCCGCCGCUGCCAUGUCGGAUGCGGGACGCGUUCCCGGGCGCGGCUGUGGGGCCGCUUCUCGGUAAGAGAUCGUCGAGUGUGCCCGGCUGCGCUCCGCGGAACCUCUGCUGUUCAUCCCCACCGCCGUCUCGGCCGUUCAGGCCCAACGGGCCGCGGCUCGGGGGAACGGGAGGAGCGCGUGGCUCCGUUGCCGCCUUUCCCGCGGGCCUGAGGAGAUGCCGAGGGCCGCUCGGGCGAUGGCGUCGGGUUAGACCCCAGCAGUCGGCCGCGGAGCACCGCUGGCCCAGCCCGGAGCGAUGCUCCUGGGAGUCCCGGUGCCUCUUGACGGCGCUGGGGAGCAUCCGAGAGCUGCAGGAAGACGCUGUCCGGCUCCCUGAGCUCAGGAAUGAGGAACGGUUGUGUGAGGUUUUUAUUCCGAGUCUUCCCCAGUUAAUAAAGACGGAGAGAGAGAUUGAGCGUAGAGAGCAGCAAACAAUCCAGCAGAUCUCACAGCAAAGGCUUUGAAGACUGCCGAGGAGGACACGAUUUGAAUCAUUGAAGCAUUAAAAUAGUAAUACCCAUGGAAGAGCCACAAGAUUUACCCGAGCAACCAGUGAAAAAAGCCAAGAUGCAGGAAUCCCGAGAGCAAAGCUUGAGCAGUCAUGUGAGCAACACAGAAGUCAGCGAUCAGAAAGCUGAAUCUUCAAGCCUUGGUUCAAACCUUCCCAUGUCAACUGAGAUUAUGACAUGCACUGACUAUAUCCCAAGGUCAUCAAAUGAUUAUACCUCACAGAUGUAUUCUGCAAAGCCAUAUGCACAUAUCCUUUCUGUACCUGUAUCGGAAACAAUGAGCCCUUACCCUGGUCAGACUCAGUACCAAGCACUACAGCAAUCUCAGCCCUACACCAUCUACCCCCAGACCACCCAAACCUACGGACUACCUCCUUUUGGUGCACUGUGGCCAGGUAUGAAACCUGAAAGUGGUUUAAUUCAGACUCCAUCUACAAGUCAGCACAGUGUUCUUACCUGCACUACAGGGUUAACCACAAGCCAGCCCAGCCCAGCACAUUAUUCUUAUUCCAUUGAAGCAUCAACUACCAAUGCCAGUCCAGUCUCUACAUCCUCAACUGUUGUCAAUAUUUCCACAUCAGCAGUAGCCAGCAUCUCACAGGAAUAUCCUACGUACACAAUCCUUGGCCAGAGUCAGUACCAGACGUGUUACCCAAGUUCUGGCUUUGGAGUCAUAACACCAGCAGACAGCAACGCGGAGAGCACUGCAUUAGCAACAGCUACGUAUCCAUCUGAAAAACCAAACGCCAUGGUGCCUACACGGACGGUGCAGAGACAUUCCUCUGGAGAUGCAUCCACAAGUCCCUCAUUGUCAAGAGCAACAGCAAGUAAAGAGUCAGAUGAACAGGCAAGAAAAAAUAUCCCUGGGAAGAACAGAGGGAAAAGGAAAGCAGACACCUCUUCUUCACAAGACAGUGAACUGGAGCGAGUGUUUCUCUGGGACCUGGAUGAGACCAUCAUAAUUUUCCAUUCACUUCUCACAGGAUCUUAUGCUCAAAAAUAUGGCAAGGAUCCAACUCUGGUGAUUGGCUCAGGUCUCUCAAUGGAGGAGAUGAUUUUUGAAGUGGCUGAUACUCACCUGUUUUUCAAUGACUUGGAGGAGUGUGACCAGGUACACAUAGAAGAUGUGGCAUCUGAUGAUAAUGGCCAGGAUUUAAGCAACUACAAUUUCUCCACGGAUGGCUUCAGUGGCUCAGGAAGCAAUGCCAAUCACAGUUCAUCGGUUGGUGUCCAAGGCGGAGUAGACUGGAUGAGAAAACUGGCCUUCCGUUACCGUAGGGUACGAGAGAUCUACGAUAAAUACAAAACGAACGUUGGAGGCCUUCUCAGCCCACAGAAGAGGGAAGCUCUGCAGCGACUAAGAACUGAUAUAGAAGUGUUAACUGAUUCUUGGCUGGAAACUGCAUUAAAGUCCCUGCUACUCAUACAGUCCAGAAAAAACUGUGUGAACAUCCUGAUCACAACCACCCAACUGGUGCCAGCUCUUGCCAAAGUUCUCCUGUAUGGAUUGGGCGAGGUGUUUCCCAUUGAAAAUAUUUAUAGUGCAACAAAAAUAGGCAAAGAGAGCUGUUUUGAGAGGAUUGUGUCACGAUUUGGAAAGAAGGUCACCUAUGUGGUAAUUGGAGAUGGGCGUGAUGAAGAGGUUGCAGCUAAGCAGCACAACAUGCCUUUCUGGAGGAUCACAAACCAUGCAGACCUUGUGUCCCUUCACCAAGCCCUCGAAUUAGACUUCCUGUAAGAAGCUGGAGCAAAGGCAUGACUGCAGCUCCUGCAAGCCCUCUCCAUCACUGAGUGGGGGCAAAGAUCUCAUACAGCUGGGGACUCAAUUUUCAGCUUGAUGAAGACAGCAUACCUAAUGCAAAUUGUACAGUAGACACCAGGUCAUUUCCUCAGGAGCACAGACCCGGCCAAGUCCAAAGGUGUCCAUUGAGAAGCACUAGACUCAGCAGAGCUAGAGCUUGACUGGCAAAGAGACUUACGGAAUCCAGCUGAAUUCUUCUGGCAGGUAGUCUCCAGAGGGAGGGGGUAACACAGCUGAGAAGGCUCUUACAGAUACUUCUGCUUUUCUAUUCAGUUUAGUUAUAGAACCCAAGUAAACAGAAAACCUUAUUUUUAUAGAAAAAUACUGAUGGCAGAGCUGAACCUCCCUUGUUUUGCAAAGCCAAAAAGAGCUAUUGUUUGGUUGUUUUUUUUUUUCCAUGGGAAAUAUUAAUGAAAAUAUCAAAAAUACCUCUACUGCUGUGAAAAUGUGUCCUCUCUCCUUCUCUGGGUGUUCAAAAGCAGUUAAUUUAUUAUGAUAUCCUUACAUUAUUUCUUCAACGUGGGAUUUAUCCCAUUCUGGGAUAAGUGGUUCCUUGUAGAGGGAGGUGUUGCUGUUGGUUGUUCCUAUUGGCUUCUAGGCAGUGUGUGUGCAAUGCAUGUGACUGAGCCCUGUUAAUGAGCAGGGGAUCAUUAGAUUCCAGCUGUCCAUGACUCAGACCACAGAUGCCACAGAUUUUUCCUGGAUGGAAAACUGAAACUGCCCAUGAACCUUAGAGACAGCGCAACACUAUUGGACAGAGUGCUGAGAUCUGAACAGAGUCAUCAUUUGGACUAGAAGUAAUUUGAGAGAGAACUAAAUUCUCACGAAUGUUACAAAGAAGGAUAUGGUCACUGAUCUUUGCCUCUGCUUUUCUGACUCCAUUGGUGAGAAUAUGUUCCCUUUGGUAGAAUCAGAUUCAAUUCUUGUAUUCUUUGCAUUAGCCUAACCACAUAGUUAGAAACAAAAUAAAGUCCUUGACAGGAGGUACUUAAUUCUGUAACACACUGUGACUUGCCAGCCUGGAGCACGCUGGCCUGGAAGUGAUGGAUACACUGAUUUAUUUUAUUUUAUUUUAUUCUUUUGCUCCCAUCUCAGAAAAUAAGUCUGGAGUCAGUGAGCUGCAGCACUGCUAGCCAGAAAGGCAACUGGAGGCUGGGGGCUGCUUUUGUGCCAGGUCGGGCUGUGGGCAGUGCUGUCUGCCACCCACCUGUGCCCUCUGAUGGCACCAAACCAGCAGAUGCCUGAGGUUUCUGUACAGAGGAUGGAUGUCUGCUUUGCUGCUGAGCCAAACACCGCAGCUGCACCCAAACCCUUCCAGGCUGUGUUUUUAGCCCAGCAUCACUCAUCUGUGUCUGCUGGGGACCAGUCUCAAGGGCGCAGUGUCACUUAGGAAGGAUGCUGACUGCUCAGAUUGUGCCCACAGGAGCAUGCAUUCCUUUCAUGGCAUUAAUUACUGAGGAAUCAUUUCCAUCAGUGCUGGGGGAGUGCUGGGGUGGCUCAGCACAUGCGUGGAUGUGUCCUAUAAGGGACUGCUGUGAAGUGUGUCCCUGUGCUCUGCUCACCACUGCUGGGGCUGCUGAAAGUACAUGGCUUGGAUCCUGGUCUCUGUUUCAGCUCUGGUUUUGGCUGUAAAGAUAAAUACAAAUCAGAGGAGUUUGCCUUUCUCUGAGAUGGCCCCAGGCGUGGGAGCCGUCUGCUUCUCCAUCAGCUCAGCGCCAGAUCCAGCCAAGUGCUUUGAUCACAGGCGGACAUUCCAGGGCUGUGUUAUCUCCCCAGGAAGCCUCAGCCUCAGGAGUGCAGAGCAGGAGGGUAGAGAUGGUGCAGGGCCGUAGUUUGUUGCUGGAGCCAUAGAAUGGUUGGGGCUGAAGGCACCUCAGAGCCCCCAGUCCCUGCUGCGGGCUGGUUGCCACUCCUCCAUCAGCUGCCCAGGGCCUUAUCCUGCCUGGCCCUCAGCACCUCCUAUCCUUGGCAGGACUGCUGACCAUCAGGCACACCCUGUGCUUUACUCCCAGCACAGCGUGUGGCCGCUGCCUCCUACAGCCCAGCGUGGGGGUCCAGGGCUGGCAGGCUGUGUUCUCUUGGCACAGAGCACGCUGCAGCCAGCAGGCCCUGCUUUGGUUGUUUACUUUAAAAUGUUUUAAGGGAAUUUUAAGAUGGCAACAAACUUUUAGCUGAGUGUGGACCUGUUGCAGCCAGUGGCAUUUCAUACUGAUAUUUAUACGAUGUCUCCUUGAAUGUAUGUAAAGUACUUUUAUAACAGGAGGUUGGUGGUACGUUUCUGUGUUUGUUUAAUAAAGGCUGACCCGGCGAUUUUAUUUUUUUCCUCUGCUGGCUGCUUUUAAGCAUUUUCCUGUCUCACACGGCAGAGGCAGCGCCUUUACCCGAGCAUUGAUUUGCUUAUGUCCCUUUGCUGUUCCCAACCCGGCUGUAAGCUGAACUGCUGACAAAUGCCAAAUGGAAGCGGCCUCCUCCUGGCUCCCCACCGGGCUCCCACACCACCAACUGUGCAGGCCCUGCGGCUGCCCGUGUCCUGGGGGAGCUCACAGAGCCCCUUCUGUGCUCACAUGGGAGCCCCGGAGCUGCCCGAGGCGCAGCCACUGCCGUGUGUGUUCUGUGUAAUGGGAACUGUCCUAUGAACUGGAAAAAAAUAAAGUCUUCUAUUUUCUAUA